AUGCACAACCUGCAAGCUCGCUCCGCAACACCUUUAUUUUCAGGCACGUCGAGCAACUUUACAGUAAUCAAUUCUCCCAAUGAAAACGUCUGGGGAGGCCUGACAGAUGUUGAGACAGCAUCUGUUGUGCACUGGCUGCUCCAACAACCCGAGCUUAACCUAACCGCUGCCGAUGACGCCGGAGAGUGGGAUAAUACAAUUUCCCUUGUCGAACUGAUGCGUCCGAACAAGUCCGAUGUGCUGCUGUAUCUGGACCACGAUCACCCCCCUCCCACGCGUUAUGCACAUGUUGUGCUUGAUGUACGUGCUACUCUUGACCCAUGCUACGCCGAAAUACUGGUAGGACCUCUACCGAUUACGGACAAAUCUACCACCACGUGGGUGCCACUGGAAUAUCCUUAUACGCGCAAGACACAAGGCCGCAUACGUAAUCUUGACGCUGACCACGACACUAUUUACUCUGAAUGGCUAUACAAGAUCAGCGCUUCGAUAGUCGACAUCACUCUGGACCUCUUCAACGGCACAGCCUUAGGCCUAGACAAUGAUACCAUAAGAAUCUCAGGGAUUAACCCCCUCAUUCUGCCCCUGGGAUUAUUCUUCAAGUCCGACGUCACAGGCCGUGAUCCAUCCAAGUGGAAGCUGGAGGGCUGGCUCUACAAUAACAUAUUCUACGAAACCACCAACGCUUUUCGCAAGGCAUACUACUCCCCAGGCUUCGUCAAACUCCUCUCCAACGUCGAAGGCGACUGGGCACGAACAGACCAACAGGGACCAAUCCUCCCAGACGAUCUAAAGCAGCCUCCAGUCAUGGUUGCCCCAUCAGGAGCACGGUACGCUCUCGACACAGACCAGAAAUACGUAACCUGGAUGGGCUUUUCCUUCUAUAUCGGCUUCUCCCGCGACACCGGUGUUUCCAUCUUCGACGUUCGCUACAGAGACCAGCGCAUCCUAUACGAGCUAGGUCUACAAGAAGCUCUGUCACACUAUGCAGGAAACGACCCCGUUCAAUCCAGUACCGCAUACUUAGACUCGUACUACGGAUUCGGUCCAUACACGUUCGAGCUCGUCAAAGGCUACGACUGUCCAAGUUAUGCCACAUAUCUCAACACCUCCCUCUAUGAGUCCGAAUCAACACACACCCACGUCGACAGUCUCUGUCUUUUCGAAUACGACGUCGACUACCCCAUCCAGCGCCACACCACCCCAAGCUACGUCUCCAGCACCAAGAAAUCUACCUCACUCUCCGAUCCCUACACAUUCCACCUCGACGGCACCAUCGGCAUCGAAGUCCGCGCCUCUGGCUACAUCCAAGCCGCCCACUCAGCCCACAACACCAACUACGGGUACCAAAUCCACUCGGCCCUCUCCGGCUCCAUGCACGACCACAUCCUCAACUUCAAAGCCGACUUUGACAUCCUCGGCACCGCUAACUCCAUCGAACUCACCUCCCUCGUCCCAAUCACUACCUCCUACUCAUGGUCCAAUCCCAACCAACCCCGAAACACAAUGUACCUCUCCCGCCGCAUCCUCUCCUCCGAAACAGAAAGCCGUCUCAACUUUCCCCAAUCAGCAACAACCACAACAAGAAUGCUCAGUAUCAUAAACCAAGACACCCGUAACGCUUACAACGAAUACCGCGGCUACCGUAUCCUCCCUUCCUCUUCCUCCUCCGCCGGAGGGGGAGGUACAAACCACCUAACAAUCAUCAACUCAAGCACCCUAAUCCACGCAGCCCACUGGUCCGAACACGACAUCCAAAUCACCCAACACCACGAUCACGAACCGCGGUCCGCGCACCCAUACAAUAACCAAGACGUAUAUAACCCCAUGAUUAACUUCAACGAGUUCUUCGACGGUGAGGAUCUCAAUCAGACGGAUCUGGUGGUGUGGGUUAAUCUGGCGAUGCAUCAUGUUCCCACUACCGGGGACUUACCGAAUACAGUUAUGACCACCGCGGUGGCGGGCGUGAGGUUUGUGCCGGUUAAUUAUUUUAUGGGGGAUCAGAGUCGCGGGACGGUGAAUAUGGUUAGGGUUGGGUUUGGAGAUGAUGAGGAUGGGGGUGGGGUGGAGGUGGAGGAGGUGGAGACGUUUGGGCAGGCCGGGGAGAGGGUGGAGGUUGUGGUGAGGCCGGUGGAGGAGGUGCUUUGGGGAUGA
This is a messenger RNA of Aspergillus neoniger CBS 115656, 2154 nucleotides long. RefSeq names its product membrane copper amine oxidase. The transcript has 4 exons. Gene Ontology annotation, cellular component: plasma membrane. The coding region runs from base 1 to 2154 and encodes 717 amino acids. Gene Ontology annotation, biological process: amine metabolic process. Gene Ontology annotation, molecular function: quinone binding; copper ion binding; primary methylamine oxidase activity. The record is from RefSeq and is a predicted model, not a curated record. Lineage: Eukaryota; Fungi; Ascomycota; Eurotiomycetes; Eurotiales; Aspergillaceae.